AGACCGGGCGCCGCGGCGGCGGCAGCGGCGGAGAAGGGAGCGGGACCGGAAGGGUCGCAGCGCCCCGGCGCCCCUCACACCCACUGCGGCGGCGGCGGCGGGGCGGAGCGGAGCGGGGCGGGCCGGCGGCGGAGCCGGGGCCGCGGAGCCAGGAGUGACUAGCACGCAGCGCCGCCAGUCCGCCCGCCCGCCCUCUCCCCGUGGCGCGGCGGCGGGGAGGCGAGGAAUGUUAUAUGCAUGGAGUUAUACAGGAUGUGACUUUUUGAGAUUGGCUUUUUUCGUUGACUAUCCUGCCCCUGAGAUCCACCCAAGUUGUGGGAUCUGAAACUUGCCCACCCUUCGGGAUAUUGCAGGACGCUGCAUCAUGAGUGACAGUAAAUGUGACAGUCAGUUUUACAGUGUGCAAGUGGCAGACUCAACCUUCACUGUCCUAAAACGUUACCAGCAGCUGAAACCAAUUGGCUCUGGGGCCCAAGGGAUUGUUUGGCGCCAUCAUUGCAGUGCCUUGCCAUUCAUUGGCAGGAUGAGGCCAGUCAGUGUCAUUGUCACUCCAUGGAUUAACCAGGAAGGGAUGCUGUGUGAGGGGUUGGGCUGGCCGUCUCUUCCUUGGUGUCUCACUUCAACUGUGUGUCCAGCCCAGAACGUCAGAAUCGUUAGUCUGACCCUGAACGUUAGUCUCUUGCAUGGUAAGACGGUCAGCCGCCGCGGCAUCACGGGCCAGCUCAAGUGCUGCAUUUGAUACAGUUCUUGGGAUAAAUGUUGCAGUCAAGAAACUAAGCCGUCCUUUUCAGAACCAAACUCAUGCAAAGAGAGCUUAUCGUGAACUCGUCCUCUUAAAAUGUGUCAAUCAUAAAAAUAUAAUUAGUUUGUUAAAUGUGUUUACACCACAAAAAACUCUAGAAGAAUUUCAAGAUGUGUAUUUGGUUAUGGAAUUAAUGGAUGCUAACUUAUGUCAGGUUAUUCACAUGGAGCUGGAUCAUGAAAGAAUGUCCUACCUUCUUUACCAGAUGCUUUGUGGUAUUAAACAUCUGCAUUCAGCUGGUAUAAUUCAUAGAGAUUUAAAGCCUAGCAACAUUGUUGUGAAAUCAGACUGCACCCUGAAGAUCCUUGACUUUGGCCUGGCCCGGACAGCGUGCACUAACUUCAUGAUGACCCCUUAUGUGGUGACACGGUACUACCGGGCGCCCGAAGUCAUCCUGGGUAUGGGCUACAAAGAGAACGUUGAUAUCUGGUCAGUGGGUUGCAUCAUGGGAGAGCUGGUGAAAGGUUGUGUGAUAUUCCAAGGCACUGACCAUAUUGAUCAGUGGAAUAAAGUUAUUGAGCAGCUGGGAACACCAUCAGCAGAGUUCAUGAAGAAACUUCAGCCAACUGUGAGGAAUUAUGUCGAAAACAGACCAAAGUAUCCUGGAAUCAAAUUCGAAGAACUCUUUCCAGAUUGGAUAUUCCCAUCAGAAUCUGAGCGAGACAAAAUAAAAACAAGUCAAGCCAGAGAUCUGUUAUCAAAAAUGUUAGUGAUUGAUCCUGACAAGCGGAUCUCUGUAGAUGAAGCUCUGCGUCACCCAUACAUCACUGUUUGGUAUGACCCUGCCGAAGCAGAAGCCCCACCACCUCAAAUUUAUGAUGCCCAGUUGGAAGAAAGAGAACAUGCAAUUGAAGAAUGGAAAGAGCUAAUUUACAAAGAAGUCAUGGAUUGGGAAGAAAGAAGCAAGAAUGGUGUUGUAAAAGAUCAGCCUUCAGAUGCAGCAGUAAGUAGCAACGCCACUCCUUCUCAGUCUUCAUCGAUCAAUGACAUUUCAUCCAUGUCCACUGAGCAGACGCUGGCCUCAGACACAGACAGCAGUCUUGAUGCCUCGACGGGACCCCUUGAAGGCUGUCGAUGAUAGGUUAGAAAUAGCAAACCUGUCAGCAUUGAAGGAACUCUCACCUCCGUGGGCCUGAAAUGCUUGGGAGUUGAUGGAACCAAAUAGAAAAACUCCAUGUUCUGCAUGUAAGAAACACAAUGCCUUGCCCUACUCAGACCUGAUAGGAUUGCCUGCUUAGAUGAUAAAAUGAGGCAGAAUAUGUCUGAAGAAAAAAAGUGCAAGCCACACUUCUAGAGAUUUUGUUCAAGAUCAUUUCAGGUGAGCAGUUAGAGUAGGUGAAUUUGUUUCAAAUUGUACUAGUGACAGUUUCUCAUCAUCUGUAACUGUUGAGAUGUAUGUGCAUGUGACCACAAAUGCUUGCUUGGACUUGCCCAUCUAGCACUUUGGAAAUCAGUAUUUAAAUGCCAAAUAAUCUUCCAGGUAGUGCUGCUUCUGAAGUUAUCUCUUAAUCCUCUUAAGUAAUUUGGUGUCUGUCCAGAAAAAGUCGAUUUAUGUGUAUUAAUUGGCCAUCAUGAUGUUAUCAUAUCUUAUUCCCUUUUAUGCUAUGAUUUAUUCUAUCUUUUGUAUUUCAGAAGACAUAUAAUUAAAUCUAUUUAAUAAAUAAAAGUAUAUAGCUUUUCUUAGAUUCGUGAUGUUUGGGGCUGAGAAUUAUCACGGCUAAAACCAAGACACUUAUGUGGACAUCUUAUUUUCUUUAAACUGUUGUCUGGGAUGAUUGUACAUUCAGCUUUACUGCACGAUACAAUUUUAAGUUUUGCUUAGUGCUGCUUGAAAUCCUAGCUACUUUAUCUCUUUUCUUCUUGGUCUUCUAGACUUCUUAUGAAUUUAAAAUGCUACCUAGAACUUCACCUUCUUUAUUAGGUGCGUAACACUCCAUCUUAAUUAAAUAUGAUGGCAGAUAGGUUCCUGCAUCCAUGGCCUAACGUUGGAGUAGAAUUUUACAAAAUGCUCACUAGAGAUCACUGCAGUCAUUUCCUAAGUGCUUCCUUUGCCAGAGACUGGCCUGGGUCCUUUACUUACCUUCCCUCGUUCACUUUCCCUCGGCCAAUACCACGUGCUUGAUUUUCUUUCUUCACUGGAAGAAAGCAGAUAAACUCCUCUUUGGUCUGUUUUCAGAGGCCAGGCUGAUUCAGAUGCCUGUUGCUAUUGUUGCUCUCCAUUGUUGGGAGGCAUUCCUUUUCACAAGAAUGUUCUGGGAAACUCUUCAGAGGACGUGAAGGAAAUACCCUGAAGAGUCAUGAUUAACUAUUGACUAUUCUCUGAUUUAAAACUGCUCACCUGAAAUUGAUACUUUUAGACUUUACGAUCAGUAAAGUAUUCAGAAUUCGUGAAGAUGCUGAGUGUGUUAAGUGUCACUGCAGGAGCGGAGCUGUGGGGAUCACGUUUUGCCUGCCUGUGCCCAUGUCUCUUCCCUUGAGCUUAUUCUGUUGCUGAUUCAUAUCUUGUGUUCAAUUUUCUUGGAAGCUUUUCAGUCGACAUUCUGUAGAGUGUGUUCUGAGGAGGAACUGUGAUAAGAAAGUUUAUUAUAAAUAUUAUCUAAAAUAUAUGGCUCUCUCUGCACCAGUUAUAUCUUAUUGGUUGGUCAUAUCACUGGAAACUGGAACCCUUGAUUAGCAAAAUUAAUAUUGAAAUAAGAAAUAGUUAUUUUAUAUUGUGUCAUUUGGACACUUUCAAGUACAAAAUGGUAAUAAUAACUUGGAUUGAGGCGGAAACACCUAUUUUAUGGCUAUCUAUCUAAACAUCUUAAAAUGGCCUUCUCUGUGAUACACUUUCUUUUAAAAGACUUCACUAAAUCUAUCUUUAAAAGGAAAAACAAAAGGGAGAGGUUGAAAAUGCGCAAGCUGCCCUGCACUGUGUGAUGCUCCCUCCCCGGGAGACGUGGACGGGGGACGAGGCACCCGCAGACGCCCUUCUGCUCACUCGCUCCUCUGUGCAUUCAGCGAGCCACUUGCCACAGAUGGAGCCCGUGACGGUGUGGAGGGUUUCCUGGAAAGGCCAUCUUCCACCAGGUAGAGGCGAGCGUGCCUAGGACAGGCCACAGGGCUCCACAGAAAUACCUCACCCCAGCUUCAGGGUUCUCUCUCCUGAGCCUAGAUUUGCCAGGGUCUUGGUGCCACGCAAAUGGUUUCAAACUGAUCUCUAUGGAUAAAUGCUGAUGUUGGUUAAAGAACUGAAAAAUGUGCUCAACUGUCUCAUCUUUUCUAUUUUAUUUUUGUAAUUUAUAUUGUACACAACCCAGGAAGUAACUAUUUUGGACAUGUAUUUUUAUAAACCAGGUAAUUUACUAUUAUCCUGGAAUUUAGACUAGGUCUGUUUCAUUUGUUGACUUAGUUUCCAGCCAAGAAGGAAACGACUGUCUCCCCCAUGUCCAGGUCUCAGUUUCAAGGGCAGAGUCCAGAGAGCAGACAGAGUUGUGUGCGAGCAGGAGAGCAGUCUGGAAACCCUGGCUGUGCACACCGUGUCAGCCGUGGGCCUGGAGAUGGGAGCAGGUGAGACCCAGAGCCCCAGUACUGAGAGGAGGAAGCCCUCUUACGGGGCCCCUUGCCCACCCCAAGGCCGUGUCCGAAACACGGAGCGGGUGCUGCUUCAACCCGCAUUUAACGCUGUGUAAGUCGCGAUAACCACGUCCGAGUCUGUCUGGUUGAUUUCUAAUGUGACUCCUCUGGUAUUUCCUCCUGGUAAUAAAUACAAGUGUGACCUUUCAGAUUGCAUAUCUCAAAAGUAACAUUGCUAAUGUUUUAUAAUAAAAUAUAUUAUGUGUGUUUUGGUUGGUGAAAAUAAUACAGACUACAUUUUAAAAGAUAAA
Pan troglodytes (chimpanzee) is the source of this 4668-nucleotide messenger RNA. RefSeq names its product mitogen-activated protein kinase 9 (gene MAPK9). Bases 684 to 1880 code for a protein of 398 amino acids. Gene Ontology annotation, molecular function: MAP kinase activity; ATP binding. The record is from RefSeq and is a predicted model, not a curated record. Gene Ontology annotation, biological process: protein phosphorylation. Lineage: Eukaryota; Metazoa; Chordata; Mammalia; Primates; Hominidae. The transcript has 14 exons.